This is a messenger RNA of Anguilla rostrata (American eel), 8024 nucleotides long. Its product is annotated as zinc finger FYVE domain-containing protein 9-like. Bases 631 to 4410 code for a protein of 1259 amino acids. The record is from RefSeq and is a predicted model, not a curated record. Gene Ontology annotation, biological process: endosomal transport. The transcript has 20 exons. Gene Ontology annotation, cellular component: early endosome membrane. Gene Ontology annotation, molecular function: metal ion binding. Lineage: Eukaryota; Metazoa; Chordata; Actinopteri; Anguilliformes; Anguillidae.
CUUGGGGGCGCUGCCUAUCAUGGUUCGUAUCCGCAGAUGCUCAUUUUGGGGUUGGGAGGGUGGAGCAAAGUUUAGCGUAGGAAACUAAUGCCAUUUUGGCUCAACAUGACCCGCAUUGAUUGGGAUUCAUAACAUUGAACUGCGUAGAGCCAAGAUGGCCACACUAGACAUCAGUUUCGUAACCGCUAAGCUAAAUCUCGGGGAGUGGGUUUUGUGCGCCUUCACCGAACUGUUCAAUAGCUGGAGGCUGGAGGAACAGGAGUUCUAAGAAGAUAGAGGAAUCAAGGGGAAAAUAAACCGAAGGCGAAUCGUUGCUGAUAAGCUAGCAACCGUACGGUUUCGUGGCUAUCAUAAAUAUGCUGGAUACAAGCUAAAAAGGCAACAGAGGUUUCUUAGCGCACGGGUGCGUGAAGAUGAGGGUUCCUCAGGAAUGGGUGCCAGGUGUGUAUCUAACGGGAAGGAAUGACUGCCUGGUGACUGGCCUCAGUGCGUUCCACUGAUACUGCUGAAGAGGAUCUGGGUGCAGGCUUGUGUCAUCAACUGGGGGAGGAGGAGAAUCGGGUUAGACUCACAGGAAUGCACAGUCAAGCAUAUCCAUACAGCAUUCAGCAGGGUGGAGCUUCCUGACCCAUGGAGAAUUACUUCCAGGCAGAAGCCUUUAACCUCGACAAGGUGCUGGAUGAGUUUGAACAGAACGAAGAUGAGACAGACACUUCGACUCUUUCUGAUGCUAAGUGGACCCAGAUUUUGGCUCCGUCCACCCACCUGUUGUCCCUGAACCCUGCCAUCGGGAAUGCCGAUGAGGACUUGUGCCCCCGGGACCCCCGUCCAUUGAGAAUCAAGCCCCUUGAAGAGAGCCCGUAUGGGACCAGGGCAAACCUGUCCAAUGGCGAUGAGCGGGAGCCUUCCCCGGAGCCAGAGGCCUGGGUCGACACCAGAUCCCUCUCUCCCCAGCCCAACAUUGGCAAGCUAGUGAGCAGCAAGGGUGAGGUUCCAGCAGCCCCAUCCCCCAGAGCAGUCCUGAGGACAGACUCCGGGAAUCUUGCACCGGCCUUGGAGAACGGCUGUCCGGAUGUCAACGGUUGCUCCGACGAUCUGGACGGUGUCAAAGGUUGCUCUGAAGACCUUCCUCCAAUCAACCAAACAAAGAUCUCACAGCCCCACAACGAUGCUCUUGAAGAGCAUACGGAAAUGGAGGGCAACUAUUUUAAAGAAUGUCAUUUUUCCGUUGAAAAAGAGAAGAGGAAUUUGGUUACACUUGGAGUUGAAGACCUCACUUUGAACGAGAUGCAGAAGUUGCAGGAUUACAACAGCAUCAUCGGGUCACCAAAGGGACAGCAUGACCUGGAUGUACGAAAGAAGCCUUGGGCCAGAGUGGGAGAUGUCACAGCAUCUGUGGGGGUUGAAGGUCACUGCGAAGGGAUGGAGUCAGAUGCCACAAGUCAGCCAGAAAAGAUCCUGAAUGGAGGGAUUGUGGAACUGAGUGACAGUGAGGAAACCUGCGUGCAUGUUAAAGAUAUUUCAACACAGGAGACAUUGACCAUCAUGGAGGCAAGAGAGAAGGAGGAGAGUGAUGGCACUGUUUCAAGUGUCUCACCAGAGGAAGAAAAGCAAACUGAGGCAACUUUUCAGGGAGAUUUCCACUUUCCGGUCCGCUCCCCCGAAGGCUUGGACAUAGAGGAGUCUGGUUUCUUGGCGGAGGACGAAUCCUCUCAGGCUCCCCUCUCAAAGGAGGACUCUGUGACAGAGGAGAAGGAGGUGGAGGAGAGCAAGCUGGAGUAUUUUGACCAAACCCGUGGCUUAGAGGUGGGGGGAACGGGAUUGGGUGCAAGGUCCCUGAACUUUGAUGGCGGGCAACUCCAGACCGCCAGCGUGUCAUACGGAGGGGCGCGGCCCAAGCAGCCCGUCAGCACUAAGCUGCAGGGCACCCGACUGCUUUCGGGCCAGGCCUUGAGUGAGCCGGGCCCACACGGCAAGAACAAGAACCUGGAGCCGCAGUUACAGCCUGGAGCCGACCUGUCCUCCACCGAUGGAUACCAGGAGGACUCGGGUCUGACCCGGGUGAACGGAGAGAAUGGAGCAGGGUUUCAUUUAGGAGGGGACUUGAUGCCAUCUCUGCUGCUGCCCCCCGAAAGCCCAGAUAAUGAUGUCCAAGCUGGGCACCUUGGGUUACUCUCCAAAAAGCCAUUCAGUGCUCUGGGAGAAGUGGCCCCUGUGUGGGUCCCUGACUCCCAGGCACCCAUCUGCAUGAAGUGUGAGGCCAAGUUCACCUUCACCAAGCGGAGACAUCACUGUCGAGCCUGCGGGAAGGUGUUCUGCGCGGCCUGCUGCAGUCUGAGGUGUCGGCUCAUGUACAUGGACAGGAAGGAGGCUCGCGUCUGCGUCACCUGUCACUCUGUGCUGAUGAACACGUGGGAGAGCUCGACCGGUGCCUCUAACCAGAGCCCAAACCCCAACAACCCGUCCGAGUACUGCUCCACCAUCCCGCCCCUUCAGCAGGCCCAGGCCUCGGGAGCGCUCAGCUCGCCCCCGCCCACCGUCAUGGUGCCUGUCGGCGUCCUCAAACACCCAGGCGCUGAAGGAACCCUUUCCCGGGAGCAAAGGAGAGUGUGGUUCGCUGACGGGAUCUUGCCCAACGGGGAAGUUGCCGACUCCUCCAGCGUCCCUGUGCCCUCAGGCUCCCUGACCGUGUCGCUCGACUGCGACAAGCCCGCAGCAACCGACGUUCCAGGGGCUGUCUCCGUCCCCCCCGCCCCGGGUUCGGGAGGACCGGCGGGCAGCCCCGUGGGCAGCUCCGUCAACCUGAUCCCCGAGGACGGGCUCCCUCCCAUCCUCAUCUCCACCGGCGUCAAAGGAGGUACGGGGAGCCAGCUCACAGACUACGCGGUGGAGGAGCGGCCCUCUGAGAUACUGCUGAUGCAGCAGCUGGAGGAGGGCGGUCCGGACCCCCUGGUGUUUGUGCUCAACGCCAACCUGCUGGCCAUGGUCAAGCUGGUUAACUACGUGAACAGGAAGUGCUGGUGCGUGACCACCAAGGGCAUGCACGCCGUGGGCCAGGCCGAGGUGGUGGUGCUGCUGCAGUGCCUGCCCGACGAGAAGAGCGUCCCCAAGGACGUCUUCAGCCACUUUGUGCAGCUCUACCAGGAGGCUCUCGCAGGGAAUGUGGUGAGCAACCUGGGCCACUCCUUCUUCACCCAGAGCUUCUUAGGCAGCAAGGAACACGGAGGCUUCCUCUACAUCAGCCCCACCUUCCAGUCCCUGCAGGACCUGCUGCUGCCCAACCCGCCCUACCUCUUCGGCAUCCUCAUCCAAAAGUGGGAGACCCCCUGGGCCAAGGUCUUCCCCCUCCGCCUCUUGCUUCGGCUGGGAGCCGAGUACAGAUUCUACCCCUGCCCCCUGUUCAGCGUGCGCUUCAGGAAGCCGCUGUUCGGAGAGACCGGCCACACCAUCAUGAACCUCCUGGCGGAUUUCCGUAAUUACCAGUACACUUUGCCGGUGGUGACGGGCCUUGUGGUAGACAUGGAGGUUCGGAGGACCUGCAUCAAGAUACCAAGCAACCGAUAUAAUGAGCUGAUAAAGGCCAUGAACAAGUCCAACGAGCACGUGCUGGCCAUGGGGGCGUGCUUCAACGAGCGUGCCGACUCCCACCUCGUCUGCGUGCAGAACGACGACGGAAACUACCAGACGCAGGCCAUCAGCAUCCACAACCAGCCCCGCAAAGUUACAGGCGCCUGCUUCUUUGUGUUUAGUGGAGCCUUGAAGGCAUCAUCUGGAUACCUGGCCAAGUCCAGCAUCGUGGAAGACGGCGUGAUGGUGCAGAUCACGGCUGAGAUGAUGGAGGCCUUGCGGCAGGCCCUUCGGGAGAUGAAGGACUUCGACAUCCCCUGCGGGAAGGCCGACCAGGAGGAGUGCCAGGAGCACAUCCACAUACAGUGGCAGGAGGAUGAAUCCAACUUCAACAAGGGGGUUAUCAGCCCCAUCGAUGGGAAGUCCAUGGAGUCCAUAACCAGUAUCAAAAUCUUCCAUGGGUCUGAGUACAGGGCCAGCGGGAAGGUCAUUCGCUGGACAGAGGUGUUCUUCUUGCAAAGCGAGGACCAGCCCAAUGGCCUGAGCGACCCUGCUGACCACAGCCGUCUGACGGAGAAUGUAGCACGAGCUUUCUGUGUAGCACUGUGCCCUCACCUCAAGUUGUUGAAAGAAGACGGCAUGGCCAAGCUGGGGCUACGUGUCACGCUGGACUCCGACCAGGUGGGGUACUUAGCAGGGAGUAAUGGACAGCCCCUGCUCCCUCAGUACAUGAAGGACCUGGACAGUGCCCUGGUGCCAGUAAUCCACGGUGGAGCCUGUCAGCUGAGCGAGGGACCCGUGGUCAUGGAGCUUGUCUUCUACAUCCUGGAAAACAUCUCAUAGAUAGAAAAGGACAGUCUCUUCCACCUGUCUCCUCAAGGAGGACAGCGCUGUCCACCCCGUCUCCUAAAAGUGGACCAUCAUCCAGUCACCUCCUGAAGGAGGAAACUGUCCGUGACCCUUUCCUCUUUACCCGUCCCUUCCUCAUCCCACCAGCCCAAACAUCUGCAAUUCCAAGAGCCUGAAAGCUGUGCUGAGAACGUGCUCCUCCGGUCCGAUCUUCUAUGCACCAUAUCCAACAACUUUCCAGGCCUGGGCAGCCAACGGACUCCGUCAUCAUCACGGGCUUCCACGCUGCAGCAGCGUCCCUUCCCAUAAUGCCGCUGUGGGACAGGAGCGGGCGCGGCGUGCUCUCGGCAAGGGCGGGGCCUGCCGCGCCGGAGACCUCUGUAGCACCCACGCGCCGGCCGGAUUCCCCCAAACCCGCGACCGUGAGACCUCCGUGCGGGCCGGGGGCCUUCGAGAGCCGAGAGUCGUUCUGCCGCAACUGGGGGGACUGCUUCCAGUUCAGAGGGAGGGGCUAAUCGUGGACGUGGGGUGGGGGGAGGAGGAGACGGUCGAGCGAUUCGCACGCUUGUGCUCAGUGCCUGGGCUGGGAUUCCUAAAGAAGCGCGGUUCUUCUGGCCUCCAGUCUCACCUCGUAGCUUUAUUAAACGAUCACUCAACGCUUUACUCCGUGCAAGAAGAGAGCGCAGCUGCUCCGGCGGACAUCUUGCGCUGAGCCAGUCAAGACGCGAGCAGUACGAUGUACAUCAGGACAGAGGGUACGAUUACAAGGACCUCCUCUGUGUGGAAAGUCACCAGCCAGUGGGUCCUGUUGCGACGGUGAAGAUACCGGUCAGUUGUGUCUUAACUGCUGCUUCAGGUGUUUUUUUUAUAUUAUUUAUUUUGAGCAGAUGAUGGUUUAUUGCUUUACUUUUGGAAAGCUCUGGUCUGGAAUGUGUGGACAGGUCCCUUUGGGGCGAACAGCGAUGGAGCUCUUAGAAACUGCGACCCACUUUGAAGAGACAGAAGUGACGCUUCAUUCACACGUAUCAGUUCAGAGCAGACGUCGAUCCAGCAGCCUUUUAAUCACCCGGACGAGUCGGCAGGUCCUAGUGCCAGGUUGAUCAGUGCGUUCUCAUAAGGAUCAUUGGAUGUGUGCAGCAACUGCUCUAAACUGAUGAUUGUGAGGUAGUGCACUGUGCUGCAUGUAGAGCGGGUUGGUUAGCAUGAGCUCUAACAGGAUGUGGUAAAGCAGCAGGACUGCCCCUCCCAGGGCGCCCCUCCCCCCCUCCACGUUAAGUGGUCUUCCUCUGGGUGCAUCAGCCUCUAGACUCAUUUUAUAACUUAGCUUUUCAUUUCAUUUUACACAAGAGCAGUAUUGAAAAUACGCUGUCAACCAGGGAACUGGUUUUAGCACUUACGCUUCAACUGAAAUGAUGAAUCAAAUUUAAAAUGGAGAUACUGACAAUGCAUUGAAAUGCAUGGAUCCUGAGCCACAACAUGUGGAGGGAAGAAGGAGGUGAUUAAGUGAGUUGGUGUGACCAAUGCGCAGCAUAGAGUUGUUUUCGGGGUGUUAAUUACUAAGGUCUCCCUCCCAGGCAAAAAGGGGUGCACCCUCAGAAGCCUGGUGAGAAUAGACAUCAGCAAGGAAGCUGUCUUUCAGACAACCUCUUCCAAACACCAAAAUAUCACUUAUGUCUUUAGUUAUUUAACUGGAUCUUUUUGUGCUCAUAAAACCAGUUGUGAUUUAACAGACAACCCUGUUUCAAAAACAAGUGCUGGCAGUAUCCAGGGCACAGAAUUUGCCAGCGUGUACAGUGAGAGCGUACUUGAGUGCUGAGGACUUGAGUGCCCUGGAUACUGCCAGCACUCCGGAAUGCAUCAACAUAAACAGCUAAGCUAUUUGCUAUAGAGGGUAUGCACAUGACGUCACAAUACGUGGAAGUGAGUGGCAGCGUUAGCGUUCAGCUUGAAUGCCGCGAAAACACAAAAAAACACAUCUAAAAUGGGAAAAAGCUGUUGUGCGAUUUUACCCAAAAAUCCAACGUUUCUGACACAAAAUAACAACCGCAAAUCCACGUUUCCGUGCCUGGAUUCCUGUUGUUUCUGUGAAUUGCAGCGAUCCAUUUGCUUCUCUUUUCUUUAGCUUUCGGCAGUCUGUAAAAAGAUAUCUCCGAUUUCUUGUUGAAUGUCCAUAGACCACUGGUUCUUUGGUAAGUUGUAAGGAUCACUGUUGAGUCCAACUGCCUUUCAUUUAAGCAGAUAAUCGUUUGUUUUACUCCCGGUUUUGCAGUUUCCUCUACUAAAGGCAGCCAUGUCGCAGCAUGUUUUGCCACUCAGUCUGCGGGGGCAUAUUCCGGUGGGAAAGUGAUGUCAGUGCAUACCCUCUAUUCGCAAAAGGGGCAGAACACAUUUUAAAAUACAUUGUUGGUUUUGAAGCCCAGAAACAAGUCUCUGUUACAGAAUGCUUAACUCAUUAAUAGAGCUAGUCUUUAUGGCUGCAGUUACAAAAGGCUGUUGUUUUCAGGAACACUGAUUUUAUUUACUAGAAGCAGCUGGGUGGAGAGCCUGUACAUUAUGCUAAAAAAAAAUCGCAAAAAUCAUAAUUUGUAAGAUAUUCCUAAGUGUUUUCUUAAAAGAACUUCCUUGAAUCAAAAGCAUCUCAAGGUGUGUAUAUAUACUGGGAGAUAUAUUGCAAUUCUUGAGAAAAAAAACUUGUCAGGGAAGGGAAGUAUUUCUUAAACGAAUCAUUUCAUAUGCUUUAUAUUGACUUGAGAAAACUCAAGGUCAUCUUAGUAGCGAUAGCAUUUAUAAGGGGACAAGAAUGUAUCACGAGGUUCUCUGGAAUGUGCAAGGAUGUAGAAAGUGCUGAGGACUACUAUAUGCAAGCCAUAUGUUCAUCUUCGACUAUAGGAUAGCUAUGAAUAUUUGGUCCCCAGAUAUAGACGCACAAUAGUGAAAAGCGGUCCUUUCAUUGUUACAGCAUCACUGUUCUGCUGCUUUUUGGUGGUGGGCAAGUGAUCCCAGUAUUUGGGAAGCUUUCAUAAUGUUAAGAGCAAGGGCUUCUUAACCAGAAUGUGCUAUUACAGAAGACUGUGAUUUCAGAAUCUUCAUUAUUCAUAAACGCUCAGCUCUACAUUAUUUACGUAUGCUUUAUUUAUAUCAAGUUUGCCUUUUUGUGCAGAAGUUCAGAUUAUUAUUAUUUUUUUUCAUUUUGAGAUUCUCUUCACACAGGAGGCAUUGAAGUGACUCUAGUCAGACAGGAGAUUCUACUGAGACUUCCACCUCUUAAAAUCCAGCACUUUCUGUUUCUUUCCACACAGAACCCCCCUGAGAAGCUUUGUGUGGUAAAGUCUCGUUAUGAACAUUCUUUUUUUUUGACAGUGUUUUUCUCCUCCAUUAAAACUCGGAGCAACUUAACAGAAGUAUCCGUUUCUACAAGACAGAAAUUGUCAUGGAACUAACUGGAUUCAAAUAAAUUUUCCUCAAACAUAACAAUCAAUUAAAAAGGGACAAAAUCAAUGUUUUAAGCCAAAAAAAGUUCCUUCAGUGUACACUACAAACAUGUCAAUAAAAACCGUGUUCUUUAUUGAACGCUGUUGUAUCUGUAAAAUAAAUCUUAUAAAAAUCUG